Messenger RNA from Aegilops tauschii subsp. strangulata, 456 nucleotides. Lineage: Eukaryota; Viridiplantae; Streptophyta; Magnoliopsida; Poales; Poaceae. The record is from RefSeq and is a predicted model, not a curated record.
AUGGCCGCGCCCCGCCACCCGUCUCCCGCCCGCCUCUCCGACUCCUCCCGCAUAGCGCCCGCCCCCUCGAUACGAGCUGGAUCGGGGGCUCGACCCCGCGGCACCCCAAGCCCCGACGCCGCACCGUCGCCGCUCACCACCACCUCGUCGGCGUCGCCUCCCCGCCUCGCCCCGACGUCGCCCCGCGCCUCGCCCGCGCCCUGCCGCCGCCCUGGCUCCGUGCUCGAGCCCCGCGCCGCCCGGCGACCUUGCUGCGGUGGACGAGCCACCCGCCGGCGACGACCUCCCUCCCUCGCGCGCCCGUGCCACGGCCUCCUCCUCACCGGACCCCACCACCGCCCGUCGCCUCGUCCUCCUCAUCUCCUCCUCGCCGACGACACAUCCCCAUCCUCCUCCCCAAAGGUUCCACCGAGCCUCGCCGCCCCCUGCUCACCAACGCAGAUAAUGCAUAGGUGA